AAAAAAAUAAAAAUAAAUAGAUAAAUAAAUAAAGAAAAAAAACUAAACCACCAACACAGCCACCCACAAGCAGCGCCCAACCACCAACGGCCAGCCCAACCUCCUUCAACCCGAGCGCCGACCGCCAUCCAGACGCCCUUCUCCUCUCCCGAUGUCGGCGUUGCCUGAUCACCCUCCCCUUUUCCUUUAACCGUUGAUCACUUGACAUAUGCGUACCUCAAUCGCAGCGACUGGCUUCCUAAUUCUCAAUAACGCGGCCCCUCUAGAUCUAUUGCUAACUAACCGUUCGGUUGACAUAUUAUUUUCAACAUAUUACUCAACUUCCUUGUGGUUUAGUAAGUGCUCCUUUUCGAUGUUCGCUUCGCAAUGAAUUCUGUCAAGCAAUUCUCUCUCUAAAAAUCAUAGGGUUUUGUUUAAUUUCCGUGUGGGACACCUUUAAUCAAACUUUUGACUCGCGUCUAACGGUUCGUAACUGUGAAAUACUAAAAUAUAGUAAAAUGACAAUUUUGACCCCGAAAACAAAAUCCGUUUCUCACCGAGAUCAACUUGUAUUUACCGAAUUACCGUAUUUUCUACCUUUGUAAAAACAAAAUAAAAUAACAAAAGAAAAUCGUACUCUGUAAAUAAAUUCCAAAUCCCCUGAAAUAUCAGUUUUCCCUCCUUCCUAAUCUAAUCAGAAGAUCAGACACCAAAUCGCCGCUGUUCGUCGGAGCUUCUGUCAGACGUUGAAAACGCAAGUUUCGUCAAGCUUUUCCUUCAGAUGGACAGGGAAGUGUCAGAGCGUCAAGUAAAAGAACGUUUGAGGACAAGGUGGACAGCUGCCCUUGAUAAAAUCUUUGCAGACUUGGUUGUGGAGCAGAUUCAAUUGGGAAAUAGGCCAAAUAACGUUUUUGACAAGAAGGCGUGGGGCUACAUACGUGAUGAAUUCAAUAAGCGAAUGGCUCUAAACUUCAAUAACAACCAAUUAAGAAAGCACCUAGAUGUUCUUCGUGCUCGGUAUAAUCAGGUUAAGUCUGCUUUAGUUCAAAAUGAUCUCAUCAUGGAAGAUUCAUGCUGUGGUGGAUUUGACUUAUGGGAAGGCAUAGAGGUUAAUCCUAAACCAGAGCCAGCUAAAAUCAGGGACUGCCCCAUUUAUGAGCAAUUAUGCAUUAUAUUUGCUGAUAAUGGUGCUGAUGGGAGAUAUGCCCAGUCAAGCCAUUAUGAAGAAGUGGAGCAUAAAUCUAGUGCUAAUAAUGCUAAUCCUCUAGGCUCAACCUGUGGUAUGAAAAUUGAGCCACCGACUCCUGAAGCUCCGUUGUUAAUGAAACCCAUGGAUGUCAAUACUACUUCCUUUAUGAACGGAGGUAAGACUGAUUGUGAGAAAAAGAGAAAGCAUACAUCGGAUGUGGAUCAAAAUGAUCAACAACGUAGGAACCAUAAGAUACUUGAUUCUAUGGCAGAAGCAUUGCUAGGUAUGAUUGACUCCUCUAAGCUGAGGAAAAUUACAAAGACGGAAAGUAAGGAGAGGUUUUCCAUCACAAAUUGCAUCAAAGCAUUGGAUGAAAUUGAAAGCAUGGGAGAGUCGUUGUACUUUGCGGCUUUGGAUCUCUUUGAUGACCCUAACAUCAGAGAAACCUUCAUAUCUCUUAAGGGUGUUGACAGAAGAUUGCGUUGGUUACAGGUGAAGUGCAGUACUACUAAUUGCUUUGAAGUACAAGGGCAAACUAGAGAUGAUUUUUGGACACAUUCGGUACAGAUAAACUGAUAUCGGAGUGAAUUUGUUUGUAAGUAUCAAGACAAACUCGGGGUAAUUCAAUGGAAGUAGAUAAAGUGAUUACAAACAUAUGUACUAUUUUACUGCAUCACCAUCACUAAAUGAAUGGAGUAAAAUAGUGCACCUCCUUCUUGCACCA
Molecule: messenger RNA, 1892 nt
Organism: Chenopodium quinoa (quinoa)
Lineage: Eukaryota; Viridiplantae; Streptophyta; Magnoliopsida; Caryophyllales; Amaranthaceae
Product: L10-interacting MYB domain-containing protein-like
Exons: 3
Coding region: 761-1744 (327 amino acids)
Source: RefSeq, a predicted model, not a curated record